AUGGCAGGACGCGAGCGGAUCGAAGUCCCUGGUGCUGCCACGUCAGCCUCCAUGAAUCGACCUGGGCGAUCAUGCGUGGUAGUGAGGGAUCUGAUCGGGUCGCACGUGACAUUGGAGGCGACGUGCGACAUGCGAGUGGGCGAUGCGAAGCGAGUCGCUGCUGGAGCAAUGAACAAGGACGCGUCCCUUAAACAUGUCAUCUUCCAUAAACGCAAGGAGCAGCGCCAGAUGGGUCCUGUGCUGUCGUCGCAGCACGGGGGAACGCCGCGCUGUGCCGCUGCUGCCACGUCAUUGACUGGUCCACGUGGCACCGGCACAGCCGUUGGGUCUCCUCGCCUUCCGAAUUCUAUCCCGUUUUCGCCAUCUGCUCAUCCCCCACCUCCUUGCAUUAUUCCAUCUAAUCAGCGAUUGUCUCCAAAUGGCAGAGCUCAGAGUAACGCUGUUGCUGCAAACAAGGGAUGUGCAGUAGAUGUGGUGGAGCAGCGGGUCAGUAGCAACCCUCCUGAACCGACUGCACCAAGGAAGGAUGGCGGGGUGCGGCGGACUGAGUCUACUGAGAUUGAUAAUGGCAGUCAGACGAUGAAGGAUUAUCUUCUGUCGGGUGCAGCCUGCAGCAGAGAAGGUCUGGCAUCCGCUCGUUCGGCGUCGGCCCCACCAUCUCCUCCACCGGAGGGAGUACCAGUGCUGGGACGGCCAUCAGCAUCGCCACCAGCGCCAGCAGCACCGCCACCAUUGCCAGAAUUGCCACGACUGCCGCCAUCGCCAGCAGCAUUACCAACCCCUGCAGCACCAAUCUGGCCCGCCUCCCCUCCUCGCUACCUGCCCUUCCAUGCUGCUCGUACACGUCAGCUCGGUUCACCUAGCACUGACGUGGCCAAGGGCACGGUGGCAAGGGAUUGUGGGGAGCAUGCUAGCAGUGGGAGACAACAAGGCAUAGGGACAGUGGGGCAUACAGCAACCCGUGCAGGCAUUGGGAAUGGCGUUACUGACGUAAGGGAUGGUACUAUUAACACAAAGAAUGGACGUAUGGACAAAGGGAAUGGUGGUACUGACCUCAUGGAUGGGUCAAGCAUGGGGGUUGAUAAUGACAUGGAGAAGGGCGGUAUGGGGAGUAAGGUGGAGAGGCGAGUGGGGCGGAAGAGAAAGGCAGAGAGGGAGGAAGAGCAGGCAGCAGGCAGGGCGGGGUUGCCUCACAGCGUUUCCGUAUUGGACAGCAAGUUUGGGCUGCUCGCUGCAGUCGUUCCCAUGCUGGACUGCAAGUUUGGACUGCUGGCUGCAGUGUAUGGUUUCUUGGAGCAGUGGGCAGUCAAGGCCACGUGGAAGCGGCUGGAGGUCGCAUUGAAGGACCUUGGGAGCAGCGCCGAGGGCGAAGCCGUUGCUCUGCAAGACAUCAGGGACAUGGCAGCACUGGCCCCUUCGGUGAUUUGGACGUGGGAAGAGGAAGACGAGGAGGAGGACGAGGAAGGGAAAGUGGGGGGAAAGGUUGAGCCAGUGGAGGCAGGAAGAGGGAGUGAUGGGGAGGAAGUGAGUGAGGGGAGUGAAGGGUGUUCAAGUCAUGCGCGGGAGAAGGGAGCUGGCAGCUGCAGAGAUGAAAGGGACCGAGGAGGAAGGGGAAGACAGGGUGGAAAACGGGAGGAGGGCGGAGUUGACGAGGGGCGAGAAGAUCAGGGAAGGAGAUGGGGGAAAGCACCUGUAACGGGAGGGGAGAAGGGGAGAGGAGAUGGAGGUGCGCUGGUUGUGGUGGUGGGCAUGUGGGACCCGUCUCGACCGCCAGAGCAGCAGAUCAAGCGGGGAGGCAUGCUGCUGCAAGUCCCCAUCGUCCCCCAUUUUCCUCCAGGCACACAGCAGCGAACGCCGCGUCGCAGUGGUGUGAGGCUCGCAGACAAGAGGAGAGCCGCCUUCCACUCGGCACUCACUGCAGCCCUCCACCGCAUUCACGCUGACUUCCUCGCCCACGUUCUCCCUCCUGCGCCUCUGUCACUUUCCCAUCCCGCAAUUUUCCCUCCAGGCACACAGCAACGCACGCCGCGUCGCAGUGCUGUCAGGCUGGCAGACAAGAGGAGAGCCGCCUUCCACUCGGCACUCACUGCAGCCCUCCACCGCAUUCACGCUGACUUCCUCGCUCACGUUCUCCCUCCUGCACCUCAGUCGCAGCCCGCAUCGCAAACCCACCCAUCUGUGCCACAGUCGCGCCGUUCGGCCUCUCCUGUGGCUGCGGCUUCUGGCCAGGGCUUGCGAGGAGAGGAGAGCCAACACGGGGCAGCUGGUGCAGGGAAGGUGGGGAGCGAGGCGGUGCCGGGGGAGGGCGAGGACAAGGAUGAGGAUGGGGACGAGGAUGCGGGCAGUACAGUGCAGAGAGAGAGAAGGAUGAAGGGAAAGAGGCGCCUUAAAACAGCGGGAGAUGUUGUGGAAGAGAGAGGUGGAGGGAAGGGGGAAGAAGCGAAGAAGCAGGGGCGUACUGGUGUGAAGCAAAGUGCGGACAGCAUGGAAUGGCAUGCUGACUUUCCGCUCGAAGACAUCUCAGUGUCGAUGCUGCUUGCUGAAGCGGCCUCGUUCCAUUCCUCUCAGUAUACUGAUAAUCAUACACAUGCUGAGCUGGGGGGUGGUGGAAAGGGAGGGAAGGCGAAACAGCAGAGGAAGUCAUGUAUUGGGAGGCAGAGCAAGCAGCGGAGGAAAGGAGGGGCGGCUGGAGAUGAGUCUGAUAAGACUGGAGAGGUGGAGGAAGGUGCAGUGGAGGAUGGGGACGGGGCAGAGAAGGAUGGGAAGAAGGGAGGCUGUGAUGGUGGUGCUGGUUGUGGUGACGAUGAGUGGUGGGAAGAGGCAGGCAUUGGGUCGCAGCGAUACACACCUCCUUGUCCUCCCAGGCAACUCAAGAAAGUGCCUCCUUGCAAUAGCACGGAGACUAUGAGUGCACCGCAGCUGCUGGAGCAUCUCAAGCAGGGAUUGGGAUCACUAGGGCAGGUGGUGCACUGCGAGGAGCUGCCACAGAGGAAACCGCGCUAUGGCAAGCUGGCCAGCCAGUUAUGCCCUGCCACGUGGCACGCCUUGGCUCGUGCGGGCGUCUCCCAGCUCUAUUCCCAUCAGGUGAAGGCUAUUGGCGCGGCACUGGCCGGGCGGCAUGCAACCAUUGCGACGGCAACAGCGAGUGGCAAGUCGCUGUGCUACAAUGUGCCGGUCCUCCACACGCUGCUCUCCCACCCCCACGCCACCGCCCUCUACCUCUUUCCCACUAAGCCCCUGGACCAUGCCUCUUCUCUAAGGGGCGCCUCUCCUCUAAGGGGCGCCUCUCCUCUAAGGGGCUCCUCUCCUUUAAGGGCCAUCCAGCCCUCCUCUCCCACCUCGCUUUCCCCACUCCCCUCGCUUCCUCCUCCUAAGGGCCAUCCAGCCCUUCUCUCCCUCCUCGCUUCCCUCCACUCCCCUCGCUUCCUCCUCCUAAAGGCCACCCAGCCCUCCUCUCCCACCUCUCUUCCCUCCACUCCCCUCGAUUCCUCCACCCAAGGGCCAUCCAGCCCUCCUCUCCCACCUCGCUUCCUCCGCUCCCCACGCUUCCUCCUCCUAAGGGCCAUCCAGCCUCCUCUCCCACCUCGCUUCCUCCACUCCCCUCGCUUCCUCCGCCCAAGGGCCAUCCAGCCCUCCUCUCCCACCUCGCUUCCUCCACUCCCCACGCUUCCUCCUCCUAAGGGCCAUCCAGCCCUCCUCUCCCACCUCGCUUCCUCCACUCCCCACGCUUCCUCCUCCUAA
This is a messenger RNA of Closterium sp. NIES-65, 3741 nucleotides long. The record is from the annotation of a GenBank genome assembly. NCBI's taxonomy places the organism in Eukaryota, Viridiplantae, Streptophyta, Zygnematophyceae, Desmidiales, Closteriaceae.